This is a messenger RNA of Orycteropus afer afer, 303 nucleotides long. RefSeq names its product glyoxalase domain containing 5 (gene GLOD5). The record is from RefSeq and is a predicted model, not a curated record. NCBI's taxonomy places the organism in Eukaryota, Metazoa, Chordata, Mammalia, Tubulidentata, Orycteropodidae.
AUGCUGUGCCGUGUGACCUCCAGGCUGUCAGCUAGGAUGUGGGGAAACACAGAGAAACAGUUGUGGAAAGACAGCAGUCAGACUCCUCCCUCAUGUGUUAUCCAUAGACUUGACCACAUCGUGAUGACAGUGAAGUGUAUCAAAGACACUACCAUGUUUUAUUCCAAGACCAGAACAGCUUGUGAUGUCCCCAUUGAGGAAGGUCCAGUGCCCAGAAUGGGAGAAAAAGGGCCUAUUAUGUCCAUCUAUUUUUGAGACCCUGACAGAAAUCUGAUUGAAGUGUCCAACUACAUCUCCUCAUAA